Prosopis cineraria is the source of this 1489-nucleotide messenger RNA. Its product is annotated as growth-regulating factor 1-like. Gene Ontology annotation, biological process: developmental process; regulation of DNA-templated transcription; DNA-templated transcription. Gene Ontology annotation, molecular function: ATP binding. The record is from RefSeq and is a predicted model, not a curated record. Gene Ontology annotation, cellular component: nucleus. The transcript is spliced from 5 exons. The coding region runs from base 15 to 1208 and encodes 397 amino acids. NCBI's taxonomy places the organism in Eukaryota, Viridiplantae, Streptophyta, Magnoliopsida, Fabales, Fabaceae.
UUUUUCUAAUGUGAAUGUCAAGUAAGAAGAAUCCCCACGGGCUCUGCCGAUAUUACUCACUGAAACUGACUCUUUCUUUCACAGCACUGUCAAUUUUGUUUUCGUCUUCCUCACUCUCACUCUGGUUGAUGAUGAACGGCGGAAAGAACAGGUUCCCUUUUACUCCAUCACAGUGGCAAGAGCUCGAACAUCAAGCCCUUAUUUUCAAGUACAUGGCUUCAGGCAUUCCCAUUCCUCCUGAUCUUGUCUUCUCCAUCAAAAGGGCCUCUCUUAACUCUCCUCUUUCUUCAAGGCUCUUGUCCCUCCCACCUCAACACUUUGGGUGGAACUAUUUGGAGAUGGGUUUGGGAAGAAAGAUAGACACGGAACCAGGAAGGUGCAGGAGAACAGAUGGGAAGAAAUGGAGAUGUUCCAAAGAAGCUUACCCAAAUUCCAAGUACUGUGAGAGACACAUGCACAGAGGAAAUAACCGUUUGAGAAAACCUCUGCAGCAACAGCAACAAGGCUUUAGAACAACGUUAACCUCACCAACUAACCAUACAAAUUCCUCAACAGUCACGAAAAGCAACAUUCCUCCUCCUUCACUCUCCCUCACCACUCAUUCCUCAUCUCUCACACCUCUCUCUGAUGCCACCCACAAUCAUUCCUUCCUCUAUAAUCAUCAGCAUCCUUCAAGGUCGUCUUCAUCAUCGGCUUUUGGCUUCUCUUUACAAGAUGAUUGUGCCUCUCACUUUAGGAAUAGUGGUUAUGUUUAUGAUGGACUGAAAGAAGAGGUAGACGAGCAUGCUUUCUUCAAAGAGCCUUCUGGGACCAUGAGAAGCUUCUCUGCUUCAUCAAUGGAAGAUUCUUCAUGGCAUCUCGCGCCACUCUCAAUGAGCUCAUCGUCUUCUUCCUCGAAGCAGAGGAGCUACUCUGGUUUGUCCACCGAGUACUCUUCUUACUUGCAGCUUCAGAAUCAGAACCUUGGUGAAUGUACGAACCAGCAAGAUCAAGAUUACUACAUGCUGGGACUGAGGAAAUCAGAAGAGCCUCAGAAUCAGAAGACCGUUCAUCGCUUCUUCGACGAAUCGCCCAACAAAAGCAAAAACUCGUGGCUUGAUUGUGACGAUAAAUCGUCCACAACCCAGCUUUCAAUAUCCAUUCCCACCUCCUCUGAUGAUCACGACCAUUUUCCAAGCUUCAAUUUCAGAACCCGCCAAGAUGUUUGAAGUUUCAUGACUCGGGUCCCUGGAUCAAAAGGCCAAUAAUGUAGUUGAACUAGGUGGGGUUCAGACUCUGGAAUGUGCUUAAGUGCAGAUGUAAUGGAAGUGUCUCCAUGAAGGGAUCCAAUUUGUAAUGCAAAGAAAUGUUAAUGCUAAUUCUAAUUCUGAGUAGCUUUUUUAGUUCAGUUCUUUCCGCCAUUCAUAAUUUUCAAAAACCUUGUUUUCAUUUAGGUCACUUGACAAUAUUCAAUUCAAUGCCUUCUAGCUUUUAGCUGUUAUUGUUCGUU